Molecule: messenger RNA, 1223 nt
Organism: Arachis stenosperma
Lineage: Eukaryota; Viridiplantae; Streptophyta; Magnoliopsida; Fabales; Fabaceae
Product: basic endochitinase-like
Exons: 2
Coding region: 15-926 (303 amino acids)
Biological process (GO): carbohydrate metabolic process
Cellular component (GO): extracellular region
Molecular function (GO): chitinase activity
Source: RefSeq, a predicted model, not a curated record
AACACACACAAAACAUGGAGAAUAAACCAUCACACUUUUCAGCUCUCUUAUUCCUUCUAAUUUCCCUUGUGUUAUUUUCCACUGCAAAUUGUGGCAUUGUUACUUAUUGGGGCCAAGGUAUCCAAGAUGAAGGUACAUUAACAGAAGCAUGUAACUCAGGACUUUAUGAAACUGUUAUCAUAGCAUUCCUAAGUGAAUUUGGGAAUUCUAAAAGUCCAAAAUUGAAUCUAGCAGGUCACUGUAACACUGUUCCUAAUUGCCCAAAAGUUGGCAAAGGCAUAAAACAUUGCCAUAAGAAAAAGGUCAAAGUCUUGCUCUCAAUUGGAGGUGCUAAAGGAGGCUAUGGAUUAUCAUCUGCUGCUGAUGCCAACCAAUUAGCAGAUUACUUAUGGAAUAACUUCUUGGGGGGACACUCAAGUUCAAGGCCAUUUGGUGAUGCUAUAUUGGAUGGAAUUGACUUUGACAUAGAAGGUAAUAGUGAACACCCAGAAAACUAUGCAGUGCUAGCUAGGAAGCUAAGAGAAUACAUGGACAAGAACACAUGGAAAAAGUUCUACCUAAGUGCUGCACCACAAUGUCCAUUCCCUGAUCAUAACCAAAAUCCAGCACUCUCCAAAGUUCAUUUCGACCUUGUCUUCAUUCAGUUCUACAACAACCCUGAUUGCCAAGUUGGCUCAAAGGCCUCAAGCCACUUCCGAAGAAGCUGGAAUAAGUGGACUAAAACCAUAAAAGCUCACAAGUUCUAUGUUGGCCUCCUCGCCACGCCGGAUGCUGGCACCGGUUACGUGACGCCGAAGACCGUCUUAAAUGAAGUUUUGCCUUUUGUCAAGAAAUCGCCCAAGUAUGGAGGAGUCAUGCUGUGGAAUAGAGGACUGGACAAAAAAAGUGGAUUUAGUGCCAAAAUACAUGAUAGUGUUAAUAAAUAAAUAAUCGUCUUAUCGGAUAUAAAGGAUAUGUCCGAUAAGAUGCUAGUAGUUAAUUAUUAAAAUUUAAAUAAACACCGAUUCUUAGGAAUGGUUUAAUAUAAUUAGGAUUUAAGUCGGUGUCUAAGUUAAAACUAUAUGUUCCUCACUAGUAUACCGAAGAUAAUUAAAGCUUAAAUUUGCCCUUUAUUAGUAUCAGUUAGGGCAUCUUGCUUUCAAGUAUUUAUAUAUUAUCUUUUGUACUCUUAUAUUGCUAAAAAUUACUAAAUCCAGUGUUUAUGUGAAAAUAUAUAAUGCAUG